This is a messenger RNA of Volvox carteri f. nagariensis, 1974 nucleotides long. RefSeq lists its product as uncharacterized. The record is from RefSeq and is a predicted model, not a curated record. Gene Ontology annotation, biological process: regulation of DNA-templated transcription. The transcript has 2 exons. The coding region runs from base 1 to 1974 and encodes 657 amino acids. NCBI's taxonomy places the organism in Eukaryota, Viridiplantae, Chlorophyta, Chlorophyceae, Chlamydomonadales, Volvocaceae. Gene Ontology annotation, molecular function: double-stranded DNA binding.
AUGACGGUUGCACGUAUGGUCGCGCUACAGCCAGCGUUCUUGGCUUGUCACACGGCUGCAAUCCGUGCUCGUGCGGAACAGCUCGCGCACCUUCUCAGCGUUGCGGUCGCGACGCCACGACUUGGCGCGAACAGCUAUGACGCCCCGAUCAGCAAAACCCAUACAGGCCAACGCAGCAUCCCCAGUAACAUAGGCCCGGGUAGACCUGCAUUGCCGACACCGGCACCACCACCAUCAUCAACAACGACCCGUCUAGCAGCAUCUACAACCGCCGCGGUAUCGGUCUCAAUAGCGCCGCCACGUCCACCGCCACCACCAGCUGCAGCCACAACUGCGCACUUAAACGACGGGACCCGCGGCGGUGGCCGGAACACCACCGCCACCACCGCAGGCAGCGACGGGCAUUCACAGGCCGUGACGCCUCAGGCCGCCAUGGAGCUCAUUGCCCGGCAGCCCGCCCUGCUGCAGGUGUCCCCGAACCGCCUGGUGAGCUGCUGCGCGGAGCUUGCUGGGGUGCUCGGGGUGGCACCGCAGGACGCCUGCCUCUGCCUCACACGCAUGCGGCCGGAGGAGCUGGCACGGAUGCUGCAGGCUUCCCAGGCGCUAGUCCGGGAGUCCUGGCUGGCUCUCGCGACUGUGAUCGCCUCCUUGGAGCAGCCUGGGUUGCAUGGACCACCCCUGCCCCAGGCAGCACCGGUACUAACUUGGGCUCCAGAAGGCCAGGACAGCGGCCAGGGAGGGUUGCUGGUCGCAAGCUCAGCCCAAAGGGCCACCGCCGCCAGGGGCGGUGACCGCAAGGCCACUAAUCAGAAGGCCGGCGACCAGCGGCCGGGCAAGCUGCAGCCGCCAUUCUCUGGGGUGGGCUUGGUGCUCCCGCCGCGUGUGGAGCUUGCGGCACGGGGCAUGGUGUUGCUAUGUCCCCUGCUGCUAAUGCUGCCCCCGGGUUGGGUGCGUGCCUCAGCGCUGCACCUGCGGUCCGUUCUGGGGCUGACGCCGGCUGGCCUCCGCCGCCUGUUAUCCCGCAGUCCGCGACUGCUGCUGCUGCCGAAGCGCCACCGCGAGGAGGCUCUGCAGGCGGUGGCCGCGCAGUUGGCAUUGCACCGGCCGGAGGAUGCAGCUCGGCUGGUCUCCAAACAGCCCAGCCUGCUGAAGUGGACUCCAGAGGGGCUGCGGGGCAAGCUAGAGGAGACAGCAACCGCGCUGGGCCUGUCCCGCGGCGGCGUUGCGCGGCUGUGCCGUAGCCAGCCCGCGCUGCUGGCCAUGUCAAGCCAGUCACUGGCAGCGAAGCUGCUCUGGCUGCAGGCGCUGCUCAGGCUGCCGGAUGCUGACACUGCACGCCGGCUUGUGCUGCGGCAACCCGCAGUUUUGACCAUGUCCAGCGCCACGCUGGAGCGGAAGGUCCGGCUGCUGCCGCACGGACUGGGCCUGAGCAACGCGUUUGUGACUUCCACAACCGGAGCCGUAGCUACGGCACCCGGCGGGGCAAACGGGUCUGCAGCCACAGCCAGAGCGCUGCGAGCGGAACGCGGCUUCGUGAUUCAGGCUGUGCUGCGGAUGGUGGUAGAGGAGCCGACGGUGCUGACGUUGAGCCCCGAGGCGCUGCCGCAGCGGCUGGAGCAUUUGGCGGAGGUGCUGGAUGCGGCCACGCUGCACGAGGCGCGCGCCGCAGUGAUGGAGUGCCCCCGCCUGCUGCUUAUACAGCGUGCCGCGCUCCGCCACCGGCUCCAGGAGCUCGCGUGGGGGCUAGACGCACCGCCGGCGGCCGUCAAGCGGCUGGUGCUGGCGUGGCCUCGGGUGCUGUUCCGGCCGCUGUCGGAGCUGCGGGCGGCGGUGUCGCGGGCGGAGGCGGCUGGCGCCGGGCGGGGGAUGCGGGGCAGGAAGAGUCGGGUGGCCGCGGCGUUGGAUGCCCUGGCGGCAGAUUCUGCUUUAGAGCUAUGGAAUGCUGCGGGCGCGGAUAUGGAGGUGGUGCAGUGA